Molecule: messenger RNA, 3961 nt
Organism: Gadus macrocephalus (Pacific cod)
Lineage: Eukaryota; Metazoa; Chordata; Actinopteri; Gadiformes; Gadidae
Gene: arhgap17b
Product: Rho GTPase activating protein 17b
Exons: 20
Coding region: 402-2900 (832 amino acids)
Biological process (GO): regulation of Rac protein signal transduction; positive regulation of GTPase activity; signal transduction
Cellular component (GO): intracellular anatomical structure; cytosol; cytoplasm
Molecular function (GO): protein binding; GTPase activator activity
Source: RefSeq, a predicted model, not a curated record
CUGAGAUAUCACAUGUCACCGUUCGCCCAGGGAGCAUUACAGUAGGGAAGUAAAAAGGCACUUCCUUCUUCCUAUAAUCCUCACACACCGGUUGCAAAACCGUUUUGGACUUCUUCGAAUAGUGGAAAUGAGACGUCAACGAACGUAAACGAUAGUUUGUUAAGUUGUUAUUAUAGAAUUUUAAAUAUAUUUUCUGCCCCGCCAGGUAAUGUCAUUGGGCUUUAAUCGAUCGCUUCCAGCAACGCUUUUGUUAGUUAUGCUGUAAGUCGAAGCCCAGCUUUUUCUGACUUACAAUGGCUGCUACCUAGAAUUACUUUUUUGGAUAUACGGUGGAUGAACCGAAGUACUCUGAAGAGGACCUGGUUAAUUUGUUGUUGGAUACAUCGGUGCACGACAUCAAAAUGAAAAAACAGUUUAAUCGCAUGAAACUGAUCGCCAACCAGACUGUUGGAAGGGCAGAGAAGACUGAGGUGCUGAGUGAGGACCUGCUACAGAUCGAACGGCGGAUGGAGCUGGUGCGAACGGCGUCGCACAAUGCACACAAGAGGCUGGUUUUGUGUCUGCAGGGUCAGCUGGGCACCGACUCGGAGAAACGACAUAAAAAGCUGCCACUGACGUCUCUGUCCCAGGCCAUGCAGGACGGAGGCAGCCAGCUGGGCGAAGAGAGUCUGAUCGGUAAGAUGAUGGAUGUGUGUGGGGAGGCAGAGAGCAGGCUUGCCUCGGUACUUAUGCAGCACGAGGUCACGCUAGAGCGGGACGUCCUGGAGCCUUUCAAUCAGCUCACAGAGGUGGAAAUUCCAAACGUGCUGAAAAUGAGGAAGCAACUGGGCAAGCUGGUUCUGGACUAUGACUCGGCUAAGGCUAGGUGGUACCAGGCGACAAGGACCAAUAACCAGGCCAUGGCGUCAAAGGUGGACUCACUCAAGGACGAGAUGGAUGAGGCUCUUAAUAAAGUAGAAAUAUGCAAGGACCAGCUUUCUGCGGAUAUGUAUAACUUUGCUUCAAAAGAGGGAGACUACGCAAGUUAUUACGUUUUGCUAUUGGAGGCCCAAGCAGACUACCACAGGAGGUCUUUGGCUGUACUAGAAGCGGCCAUCCCUGCCAUUCAACUGCAGCAAGACUCGUGGAUGGAGAAGCCAGCGUUUGGCACGGCCCUGGAGGAGCACCUGGAGAGGAGCCACCGGGAGAUCGCCCUGCCCCUGGAGGCCUGUGUCAUGAUGCUGCUUGAGACUGGCAUGAAGGAGGAGGGUCUCUUCCGCAUCGCCGCUGGUUCAUCCAAGCUGAAGAAGCUGAAGGCGGCAUUGGAUUGUUCCACGUCGCAGCUGGAGGAGUUCUACUCAGACCCCCACGCAGUAGCUGGAGCACUCAAGUCCUACCUCAGGGAGCUUCCGGAACCUCUGAUGACGUUUGGCCUCUACGACGAAUGGUUACAGGCCUCAUGUGUGCCGGAUCCGGACAAGAGGCUUCAAUCGCUGUGGUCAACAUGUCACAGUAUGCCAAAUGCACACAAGGCCAACCUCAGAUACCUGGUGAAGUUCCUGGCUAAGCUGGCGCAGGACAGCGACGUGAACAAGAUGACCCCCCCUAACAUCGCCAUCGUCCUGGGGCCCAACCUGCUGUGGCCCAAGACGGAAGGGACCCUGGCAGAGAUGGCCGCCGCCACGUCUCUCCACGUGGUCGCCAUCAUAGAGCCCAUCAUCCAGCAUGCAGACUGGUUUUUCCCUGAAGAGGUUGACUUCAACGUGUCGGGCAUGUUCGCCCUGCCCAGCCACCUGGCCACCCCCGAGCCGGACCCGCCCGGCCUGGAGAAGAGACGUCCCGGCAGCAUGGGGGGGCAGGAGGGUGACGGCCACACCCCCCGUAAAGACAGCGCUGGUAACAAACCACCGGAGCCCGCCCCGCGUAGACUCGGCACUCUAAAUAGAAAGCAUCUUAGCUUACCCGCCUUCAAGUCCCAGACUCUGCCCCUACCGGAAGCUGGGGACUCACCCACACGGCCCCAAACCCCAGUCCAAAGCCCUACCCUGGCUAUUGAUGCGGAGCCGCUCUGCCUGGUGGACGGAGGAGGUGGUGGUGGUGGUGGUGGUGAAAGUGGAGGAAGGGGUAGUCACAGGGGUGUGGUGCAGGUAGACUCAUGGCAGCCUCAGCCUUUGUCCAGCCCCACCAUUGAGAAGUUCAGCCCGGCGCGGGAAAACACAUCCACCCCCCCUCCUCAGAGGAAUGGAUCGGCCCCCCACCUGACUGUGGGCACGCCCCACUCCCAGGGGGGCUCCCGAGGGACAAGUCCACACAUGAUGCGCAGGGGUACCAAGAAGCAAGCCCCAGCCCCUCCCCGGCAGGCCAGCCCCUUCACGCCGCAGUUGGGCAGCCAGCAGACCCCCGGCUCCGCCUACCACCCGCCCAUCGCCCCCAAACGCCACUCUGGCAAGGAGAGCCCCCAGAUCCACGCGCCCAGCCACCCUCCCCCGCAGCCGCCGCUCAGCCCCACCCCCCCGGUGGCGGGAGGCGCGGGGGAGACGGACCGCUCCCCACCCAGCACCCCAACACCCCCCAGCACCCCUCCUCUGGACGCGCCGCAGCCCUACCCCUUGGUGCACUCCUCCUUCCACUCGGGGUCGCUGCCUCGCCCAACCAGGCCGGCCCCCAAGCCCCGCCCCCGGCCAAGCGGGCCACCGCCCCCACAGCCGCCGGCCAAUGAGGGUGAGAACGGCCUCCUCAACUCCGCCUCUAAAGUCAUAACAGGCAAAGAGGCAAGCCCCAUCAUCAAGCCGAUUGGACGAGCCCUGAUUCCUGUGGUUGCUGUGGACCAACCGGAGGAGAGCUCUGCUGGUGAGGAGCCCUCCCCGUCCCCAGUCCCCCAAUCAGAUCCUGAGGACGUGUUGGAGAGCACCAUCAUGUGAGGAGCGACCUGGAGGUCACCAUUCUCACUGACCAGCCAAAAGAUUUUCUUCUCCAAUCCGCUUGCAGAGAUCACUCAGAAACAAGCACAUAAAACCCCCGGACUGGAGGUCCUAUAUUAUAGAAAACAACAAAACACGCAGCGGUCCUCUUCUGAUGGCUUGAACUGAGACUAGACCAUAUAACCUCCUGUAUCAAGUUCAUGUCUGAUAACAUGGGAUCAGUCUUGCUUAUGACAAGGUUUUGUAUUAUUUUAUACUUUAAGACUGGAACUGUAUAACCUGGACUCUAUACUCCCUAAUCUUACAGAGCACAUUCAUUAUCACUCCCAUUUUCUCUGAGUUGAUUUGUCCUCGUACUAUGCCUAUUCACAAUGCAGACAUUCUCUAUAUUUUCGCUAUUUUGUAAUCUGCAAUUCUGUGUUUGAAAUUGUGAAUCUAUAUUUUUUUGAAAGAAUUGUCAAUAUUGCCUUUGGUUUUGCAAUUUGUAUAUGUAUGUAUAGAACACAUGACCUUAUUGGACCUAUUGUUCAAUUUCAUGGUCAUGUGAGCAAAAAUAUGGUUGAAAAGGGCCAAAAGAAAAGAAUGUUGAAAUUAUUAGUUUCCUUCGUUUUAUAGCUAAUAACCAAAUAUUUAGGCCACAAAGAGUGCAAUAUAUUAAAAAUAAUGGCAAUAAUGGCUUUGGUCUGAUAAUCGUCUUUCAUCAAUACCAAGGUGUUGACCUAUCUUGUUUUUUUGGUAUUGUUUUUUUUUUACCUUUUUCUUAAAUAAGUAUUUUGUGACCAAAACCAAGUUCCAUAUCUGUAAGUCUAAAACAUUUACAGAGUUGUGACACUGUGUCUUAAAGGGAUUAGUAACGUUUAUUUCUCUGUACAAAAUAUCAUUUUUUCAUUAAAACAAUGCAUCUUUUACUGCUUUAUUUUAACAUGUUGCUCUAGCCGAGACUUAAAUGUUUUUUAUUUUAUUUUUUGUCUAUUGUCAAUGAAUGUUUCUGGGGUCUUUCUCUAUAAUCUUUGGCGUCACUCCUGAUCAUUUCCUAUAUCAAUAAAUGCCAAGUGGGUCAA